AAAGGCGCCGGGUCGGGCGCCGCCGCUCGCAGCGCGUCCCGGGGGCGAGGGCGGCCCGCGGCGGUUCGGCCUCGGCUGGCGGGCGUCGCGGCAGCCGGCGUCUGGCGGCGAGGCACCGAGUCUAAAAGCCCGGUUAAGGCAGCAGAGUCGACGCGGAACCUCGCCGAGCCCCACCGCUGCUCGCCGGGCGGAGGAUGCUGCGCCAGCUCCUGGAGCACGUGGGGACUAAAGAGGAAUUCGUUAAAGUCCGGAAGAAGGACCUCGAGCGGCUGACCACUGAAGUCAUGCAGAUCCGGGACUUCUUACCUCGGAUCCUCAAUGGGGAGGUGCUGGAAAGCUUCCAGAAAUUGAAGAUUGUAGAGAAAAACCUGGAAAGGAAAGAGCAAGAGUUAGAGCAACUGAGAAUGGAUUGUGAGCACUUCAAAGCCCGCCUAGAGACCAUGCAGGCUGACAGCAUGAGAGACAAGAAGGAGAAACUUGCUCUUCGACAGCAGCUGAAUGAAGCAAAGCAGCAGCUCCUGCAACAAGCAGAAUACUGUACAGAAAUGGGAGCAGCAGCCUGCACCCUUUUGUGGGGUGUCUCCAGUAGUGAGGACGUCGUCAAAGCCAUUCUGGGAGGAGAUAAAGCUUUGAAGUUUUUCAGUAUCACCGGUCAAACAAUGGAGAGUUUUGUGAAGUCACUGGAUGGGGAUGUCAAGGAGCUUGAUUCUGAUGAAAAUCAGUUUGUGUUUGCUUUGGCUGGGAUUGUAACAAAUGUUGCUGCCAUAGCAUGUGGUCGAGAAUUCUUGGUUAACUCAAGUCGGGUGCUGUUGGACACCAUACUGCAGCUUCUGGGAGACUUGAAGCCAGGACAGUGUACCAAACUCAAAGUGUUACUGCUGAUGUCCCUGUACAACGUGAGCAUCAACCUGAAAGGCUUGAAGUACAUCAGCGAGAGCCCAGGAUUCAUCCCACUGCUGUGGUGGCUUUUGAGUGACCCAGACGCAGAAGUGUGUCUUCAUGUACUGCGACUCGUCCAGUCUCUGGUCCUGGAGCCGGAAGUCUUAUCCAAGUCGGCCUCUGAGUUCCGGAGCUCCCUGCCCCUGCAGCGCAUCCUGGCCAUGGCCAAGAGCCGCAACCACCACCUGCAGACCGUGGCCCAGGAGCUCCUGGACGACCUCCGCGCCCUGGAGCGUGAUGUGUAGGGAUGCUUGGUGUGUCCCUUCCCCUCCCCCAGGCCCCCACUUUGUGUUCUGAAACCAUCACUGUGCGCCAUGUGUUCUAGAUGGUAGAAUGUGAGUGCUCGAGAGGGACGUGAACGUGUUUGUAUCCACACAAUUUCCUGGAAGCGAAGAACCACAGAACUUCCUUCCUGUGGGUGGCUGGCUAACCUGGCCCAGGGGCAGUCUUCCAGAAAGGCCCAUGUCCUGCACCUAGAAGAGGGCCGUCUUAGAGUGGCUCCUGCUGCUCAGGAGACUUUCUGACACCUGUGGGUUCCCCAUACAGAGGGGAUGAAAUAACCAUCUGCCCCAUUGGUCAGCAUUUUCCUGAGAUACAUUUUUUUGAAAAACAAUUCAUUCUCUCUCUAGUUAUAAUUAAUACCCUAAAAUGCAAGUUUACCUUUAAACCUUUUGGUGAACCUGCUAUUUCAGGUGACAUUGGACAUUUUAGUUCUAUUUUUUGUGCCUGUUUUAUUUUUGAAUAAAGAAAGCCAGAAGAGUCA
This is a messenger RNA of Nyctereutes procyonoides (raccoon dog), 1702 nucleotides long. RefSeq names its product heat shock transcription factor 2 binding protein (gene HSF2BP). NCBI's taxonomy places the organism in Eukaryota, Metazoa, Chordata, Mammalia, Carnivora, Canidae. The record is from RefSeq and is a predicted model, not a curated record. The transcript is spliced from 9 exons. The coding region runs from base 195 to 1184 and encodes 329 amino acids. Gene Ontology annotation, cellular component: cytosol.